UGUGAGGACAUCUACCGUGAAAUUUACUUAGUUUUCCGCGCUGAGCCAAACGACAAGGCCGCUAAAAUCAAGGCCUUUGAAGAAGGUCUGGCACAGUCUCUGUUUAAGUUGGUUACAUCAUCACUCGAAGCCGGUGGUGGAAAACAUGUGACCGGGAAUCGAAUUACUUUGGCCGAUCUGGUGUUGUUCACCACCCUGGACCAGGUGGAGGAAGUGAUGCCAGGCUAUUUGGGAAAGCACUACCCAAAACUGCAUGAAUUUCAUACGUCAUUGCCAAACGCUUGUCCCCGACUGGCCAGUUAUCUGAAAUCGAGGCCGAAACUUCCGUUCUAA
Molecule: messenger RNA, 333 nt
Organism: Echinostoma caproni
Lineage: Eukaryota; Metazoa; Platyhelminthes; Trematoda; Plagiorchiida; Echinostomatidae
Source: the annotation of a GenBank genome assembly